AUGGAUUGCCAAGAAAAUGAGUACUGGGACCAAUGGGGACGGUGUGUCACUUGCCAACUGUGUGGACCUGGACAAGAGCUCUCCAAGGAUUGUGGUUAUGGAGAGGGUGGAGAUGCAUACUGCACAGCCUGCCCUCCUCGCAGAUACAAAAGCAGCUGGGGACACCAUAGAUGUCAGACUUGCAUCACCUGUGCUGUCAUCAAUCGUAUCCAGAAGGCCAAUUGUACAGCUACCUCUAAUGCCAUCUGUGGGAACUGUCUGCCCAGAUUCUACCAAAAGACACGUAUUGGAGGCCUACAAGAUCAAGAAUGUAUCCCGUGCACAAAGCAGACACCCUCCUCUGAAGUUCAGUGUGCCUUCCAGCUGAGCUUAGUGAAGGCAGAUGUACCCACAGUAUCCCCUCAGGAGGCCACACUUGUUGCACUGGUGAGCAGUCUGCUCGUGGUGUUUACCCUGGCCUUCCUGGGGCUCUUCUUCCUCUACUGCAAGCAGUUCUUCAACAGACAUUGCCAGCGUGGUAAGGAGAUAAUUGAGGGUGACCCUGUGUCAGGUAGCCUCAAUCUGAUACCCCAAUGUAAACGAAGUUCGCUUCAGUAUGAGGCUGGCGAGACAGCAGAGGAGGAAUCUCUCUUCCCCAUACCACCUGGCCAGAAGACCAGCCCUGAGUCCCCACUGAGUGAAAGCAUAUUUGAGACCCAGCCACUUAAUUCCAUCCUAGAUGACAACAGCAGCUCAACUCAUGGCUUCCCCAUACAAGAAUCUUUUACCUUGGCCUCCUGUGCCUCAGAGAGCCACUCCCACUGGGUCCACACUCCCAUUGAAUGCACAGAGCUGGACCUGCGAAAGUUUUCCAGUUCUGCUUCCUAUACUGGAGCUGAGACGUUAGCAGGAAAUGCAGCUGAAAGCUCUGGAGACAGGCCGGAGCUCACUGUGCUCUUUGAAGUCCUCAGCCCUUAA
Molecule: messenger RNA, 957 nt
Organism: Dama dama (fallow deer)
Lineage: Eukaryota; Metazoa; Chordata; Mammalia; Artiodactyla; Cervidae
Gene: EDA2R
Product: ectodysplasin A2 receptor
Exons: 7
Coding region: 1-957 (318 amino acids)
Biological process (GO): positive regulation of JNK cascade; positive regulation of canonical NF-kappaB signal transduction; tumor necrosis factor-mediated signaling pathway
Cellular component (GO): plasma membrane
Molecular function (GO): tumor necrosis factor receptor activity; protein binding
Source: RefSeq, a predicted model, not a curated record